Molecule: messenger RNA, 5000 nt
Organism: Puntigrus tetrazona (Sumatra barb)
Lineage: Eukaryota; Metazoa; Chordata; Actinopteri; Cypriniformes; Cyprinidae
Gene: phactr4a
Product: phosphatase and actin regulator 4a
Biological process (GO): actin cytoskeleton organization; neural crest cell migration
Molecular function (GO): actin binding
Source: RefSeq, a predicted model, not a curated record
CAAGACCCUGAAACCCCCGGCUCCCGUCUCCUCUGGAAAAAUCCAGCGGCCGGGAAUGAGCGGCAUCCCGGGCAGCUGACGCGCUUCAGACGAGCGGAGUAUGUUAUUUAUGAAGCCAAGGCUUCUGGGAGGGGAGGGACCUUCGGGUGUUGUCGACUCGGGAGCGAGCGAGCCACCAAAACACAAGUUGUGAAGUGAGAAGGAGGGCCGAAUGAGCUCCGACGUCUAGGAUUACAGAGAAUAGUGGAACCGUGUUUGCCCUCCCUGCCGCGGGCCCCGGGACAGGCAGAGGACGGGGCGCAGGGCAGGAUUAUGGGACAGGGAGCCGGCACUCAGACUUUAAACCCCAACCAUGCCUACAUAACAGAUGAUGAAGUGGAUCAUAGUCUGCCAGAGAGUGAUGGAGCACCUCCGGGAGCAGGAACCCCUUCGGGAAAGGGCAAGGGCAAGUUCCCCAGCCUGGGUAAGAUCUUCAAACCCUGGAAAUGGAGGAAGAAGAAAAGCAGUGACAAGUUCAAGGAAACAUCAGAAGUGUUGGAGAGGAAGAUGUCGAUGAGGAAGCCCAGAGAGGAGCUGAUAGAGCGAGGGUUACUGAAGGACGUCCCAGAGAAUGAGAGUAAUGACGUGAAUCACAAAGCUCCGGUGAAGAACGGACACACUGCUCCAGUGCCUGGAGAGCGCAGGUCAGACACAGGGUCAGAGGUCAAGGCACCAAGGCCACAAGGAGAAGAGCAGAGGAACAGCCUCGCACCUGAACCGGAGCGCCGCAGCCGAGCUCCCUCCGACGUCAGUCGCAACCGUCAGCCGCUGGACGUGGACGCUCGAACACGCUUACCGCCAGAAACGGACCGCCGCAGCCGACUGGAGUCAGACGUGGAGAGACGAGCGGGAUCGUUACCCAGAGACAGACAAGGACAGGAGGAGGGACGGUACCGGCGGGAUGAGAGAGACGAGAAAGCAGGUAGGGAUAGAGAGCGAAGGGAUAGAAAAGACGACAGGGAAGGAAAAGGCGAACGCAGGAGGCCAGAAAAAGAAGACUGGCAUGGAAAAGUUGAGAGAGAAGAGCGGGAGAAAGAUAGGAAGAAUGACAGGGAUAAGCGGGAAGAGAACAGGGACAGGAAACAGCCGCGAGACCGGAAAGAGGAUCAAGAAAGACGGGAUGAGACGGAGAGAGUAGACGAGAGAAAGGAGCAGAAUGAGAGGAGGGAAGACAGGGAAAGAAGAGAGGAACGGGAAAGACGCGAGGAGAGAGACCGAAGAGAUGAAAAGGAAAGGAGAGAUGUCAGGAGGCCAGAACCCAUGAAACAGGUGUCUGAUGGGAAACUCUUCCGGCCUCAGUCGGAACAGGACAUGAAGCCCGUCCUUCAGAAGAGCUCGUCUGACAUCGGACAGAAGGUCCGGCCGUUUUCAGAGGCCAUCCAGAGCAGCACACUGCCACGAUACACCCCUGCGGAGGAGGAAACAAGGGCACAGACAGGGGCCGUGCGGUUUAUUCCUGAGCCCAAACCUGCACCGAGUGCCUCCACUAAAGACUCCCAGCCACACCCUAAACAGGCCAUUCUCCCUCCCAAAUGGCUGAUGGCUUCUUCCUCCUCCACCGAACUCCCGGUCCCGUCCUCCUCCUCUUCAUCAUCGUCGUCAUCUUCAUCCUCCUCCUCCUCCUCUGCUCCCCCCAUUGCUAAGCCUCCUCCCCGGACUGUGUCUUUAAAUGUAGACGACACCUCCCGAAGUAAUCCCAUUCCUCCCGUAACAGCAGGAGGCCGUGAAGCUCCGCCUACAGUGCCUGCCCACACGACUCCGCCCACUGUUCCCACCCACUCUACCCCUCCCACUCUUCCCGCUCACUCGACUCCUCCCACGGUCCCCUCCCACUCUACCCCUUCCACUCUCCCCGCUCACUCGACUCCUCCCACUGUCCCCGCCCACUCUACCCCGCCCAUCGUCUCCGCCCACUCCAACCCGCCUGCUGCUAAACAGCCGCCAGUGCCCCCUCCCAAACCCGCCCAUCACAACAGCAACACUGCACUUCAAGCUUCAACAUUACAAAGAUAUCCCAAAGCUCCGCCUCCUCAGUACUGGACGAGCUGGAGAUGGCAGGCAGAGUCUGGAGUCUAUCUCUCCCUGCCCACCUACCUCAGCCAAAGGGGCGCUCAGCUCCAACCAGUGGAUCCCUCCCAGGUCCCCGUCCCAGUCAAGCGAUCUCCUCCCAUUCCCCCAAAGAGGAUGACUCCUGUGACAAAGCGCCACUCAGACGACUCUUCGGCCAAUCACCCGGAGCCCCCGUCCCCAGGCCCCACCUCCCUUCCGGUCCCAGCCCCUGCUUCCGCCCGCCCUGCUCAAUCAGACGACAGCAAAACCUCAGAAGCGCUCUCUCCCCCGCCGUCCCACAUCCCUCCAUCCCCUCCCCGUGUCCCCCAGCCCCCGGAGGUCCCACACGUGGAGCCGCCCAGCCCCACCACAGAGCCGCCCUCGCAGCCGCCCUUACCUCUGCACAUACGCAUCCAGAGAGCCUUGAACAGUCCUGGCCCCGUGCAGCCCAACCCGGAAGGAUCCAAGCGAGCGCAUUCGCUUCUGUUCGAGUUACCACCGGACUUUCUGGCUGACGCCCCGGGAGGGGGACGAUAUUCUCUUCCGGUCACUAUCGAACCUCUGCGGCUGCCUGAGGAUGACGAUUUUGACAUUGAAGAAGAGCUGCGGAAGCUGCGCCCCGCUCCUCGACCCACACGCCAGCUGGAGCUGGAGCCACGCAGCCGUCGAGGUCUGGUGGGAGACCCACGGGUCACCGUCAUCCCCGAGGACACGGGACAUGGAGACAGCGAAGACGAGGAGAGCGAAGAGAGCGAUUCUGAUGGACCCAUCAACUACAGAGAUGACGAUGAAGACGAUGACGAUGAGGAGGACGUUCCAACAAGUGGUCUGGCGACCCGUGUGCAGCGUAAGGACACUCUGGCUCUAAAGCUGGAGCGUCAGCAGGAGAAAGAGCAGUCUCAGGACCCGGAGAGCAUCACCUGGAACAACAAGGAGCAGUGGGAAGCCAUCCGCAACAAGAUCGGCACCACCCUCACAAGGAGACUGAGUCAGAGACCCACCGCGCAAGAGCUUGAGCAGAGAAACAUCCUACAAGCCAAGAACGAAGCGGACCGACGGGCAGAAAGGAGCGAGAUCAAGCGCAGACUGACCAGAAAGUUGUCCCAGAGGCCCACGGUGGCUGAGCUGCAGGCCAGAAAGAUCCUGCGCUUUCAUGAGUAUGUGGAGUGCACUCACGCUCAAGACUACGACCGGCGAGCCGACAAACCCUGGACCAAACUAACACCUGCUGACAAGGCGGCCAUAAGAAAAGAGCUGAAUGAAUAUAAGAGCUCAGAAAUGGAAGUUCAUGAGGACAGCAGGAUAUACACCAGGUUUCAUCGGCCAUAAAGAGGAAGCCCCAGACAGAUAAAAGCUGCAGCUGAAAGCCUCCAUCUCACUCCAGCAUCCUGUUUCCCGUGAUCCUCCUGCCGCCGGGCCGGUCGCUCGGCGCUCUGGAGUCCAGAGGAGGAGGAGGAGGAGGAGGAAGUGAUGCGGUUGUGUGCGGGACGCUGGCGCUUGAUACUAGACGCACUUCUGGGGCACGGGGUUUGGAGGACCAGUGCUCCGUAGAGUUCCCAUGAUUCCCACAGCGUGGACCGGAGUGUUUUAAUCGUCUUUAUGGUACACGCGUUUCUGUGAUCAAGAAUAUGCUUGUUUACCCGCAAUAAUACUUUUAUGGAAAUUAUGACACUGGAGAUAAACUGUUUUAGUGUUGAGCGAUUGUGAGAGACUGAGCGAGAGUGUGUGUGUGUGUGUGUGUGUGUGUGUGUGUGUGUGUGAGAAAGAGAUACUGUCCACUUAUGCCUUAACACUGGUACAUGACUUUUUUUUUUUGUCUGACCUUCGAUACAGAAGAAAGUCUGUCGACACAGAUGCGUGUAACACUGUUUCUGGUGCUGAACACACACUGACUGAUGUGUGUGUGUGUGGACCUGAAAGCACAUUUUUGACAUUCUCAGGACGUCUGCACGUGGUCUCACUUUCCCUUCAUGUGCAUUUUACUGUAAUUUACCACACUUUAACUUUUUCACACAGAUAACACCUGCUUUUCAUCUUUUGUUUUUACAAACAUAGAACUUCACUUUAGAUAAUUCAAGGUGAAUCCCACAAAAACAUGCUACAUUUUACCUAAAAAUUAAAAAAAAAAAAAUCUGAAGAAUCUGCUUGAUUUUUAGCUUUGAGAUAUUUAAAGUCCCACCCCUAAAUUAUUCUUGUGUGUUUGAUGGUUUUUGUGCUUUUUCUCAUGUGCGUUGUUCUCAGUGUUAUUGUAAUAGAUCUUAUUUUAUUACAGUAAAAUACUAAUUUUUUUCUUAAACAAUAUAAAAGUUUUUUCACAUAUUACUAUUCUGAGAAUUCUGAGCUUUUUAUAUACAGUAUAUAUAUAUAUAUAUAUAUAUAUAUAUAUAUAUAUAUAUAUAUAUAUAUAUAUAUAUAUAUAUAUAUAUAUAAUAUAAAAACAGGAAUUAUUUUUCUUUUUUCCCCAUAAUGCCAAAAAGCUUCUUUUUGUGACCCGGACAUGUUGUUGACGGGGUUCAUCAGCUGUAAAUGACGAUAUAGACUGUACAUUGAACAAUUUAAAACUAAAUGGUUAAUGUUACAUCAUGGAGUCAUCGCGAAAAUCUUGGUACUUAAAUAUGAAAACCUUUUCCACGUCACUGCUGGUUUGUUUUUUCUGCCGCCAGACGGCCUGUGCACUGUACAGAGACAUGCUGUAGAUUGAUUGAUUGCGUUGUAUAUCUCGUCUUCCAGACAUCAGAAAUUAGUUUUAAUUGUAAUUAUAGUAUUACACUCUCCUGUUUUAUAAGGUGCGAACAGAAGGUGAAGUAAUACAAUGAUCCGGUACAAAACAGCUGUAUAGUUACUUUUUUAUGUAAAGAUAUAUUAAAAAGAUCUUUCAAAUAAUACAUGUUUAAUUAAAACCUGAACUGUGA